UGCGCACUGGACGAGAGGUUCCAAACUUAAACUUUUUGCGCAGCACAUCGUUCCGCAUGGAAAAAAGAUUUGAUAGAGUAUUUCACGCUGGUCUGCAUUACCAGUACUGGCGGUGUGUCCACUCUGCGUGUUGAAAAUGUAUGAUUUCCGAGAGCUAGAAGCUAUGAAGGGGAUGCCACCAGAAGGAAUCUCUGAAGUUGUGUGAGUUGUUAUGCCAUACAAACAUCAAGAAUGAUCAGAAACUUCAUCGUCUAGCAAACCGAAAAUUUAUGGAUUCAGGUUCUCAGAGAUGCAAUCGACUUAGGCUGAUGAAUAGAAGGAAUGUUUCAUUGCAAUAAAAAUUAAUCUUAUUCUCUAAGUUACAUCACAGGUAUUCGUAUACAAGAUCAUUAACACUUUGAUCAUAUUCUUUUUUAGCUAUUACCCGGCAACAAUUUUCGCCGAACCGUCAACAUUUUCGACAGCCACGUUUCCGCUUCGCCUGAUGUGCCCUGCAAGCAUAUUCGAUCACAGUCAAAGCAUGAUCAGCAUCCGCACGGGUAACACAAAGUGGAGGCUUUAUCCGCAGAACCUGUAACGGAAGAAAUUGAGCCAAAAAUUAGCGAAGCUGCAAUUCAAGCUCUGUCGUUAAUUUGAAUUUGUUAACAGCACGCAAUGAUUAAUGUGUUAGUGGCGUGAUUUAUGAAACAGCAUGAGCACACAUACUCCAUCUCUAACUCUAAAGCUUAAUUCGAUACCACCAUUUUGGAUUCUGCCGAGAUUAACACUGGUCCUAGCAAGGAGAAAGUAAGAGGUUAGAGUCUGACUUUCUUUCAGUGUUUGAUUUAUAAGCUCAAUUUUGAAAACAUAUACAUCUCCAGAAAAUUUUAUUCUUUUUGGCAAUUUUUCGUUCAGAUUCUGGUUUUGGUUUGUUAAAUGUCAUGUUUGUGCCAGUGCUUUCAGUGUACUGGAUCGUUCCGCUUCAUCGCGGUUGUCAGUCUCAGAUUAGUUUCGCUUGCGCGUUUUCUCGGAGUGACGCUCUAGCGCCGACCCCAGCGCAUUCAAAGCGAAGUCGACGUCCUCUUUGGUUACACACAUCGGAGGUUUAAUUCUAAGCACCUGUCGAAUACAAGUUGGGUGUGAAAAAAUGAACGUAAAAAACUGUGAUCGUGAGAUGAAGGGACUACUGACUACUGGGUUAGUUGGUCAAUAGUGGUUGCACUUUUCACGGUGCUCUACAGAUGAGAGGGGAAUGAGGUGAAGGACGGAACGACAGAAAAACUUACGUUUGCAUUCAAACCGCCGCGACCGAACAAAACUCCCAUAUCCUUGCACAUUUCCCAGAUGUCGACGAAGUGCGGUGCGCUGAGAUGCUGGCGGGUUUCCUUGUCUUUGACCAGCUCAACGCCUAUCAUCAGGCCCUGUGGAAGAUAGUUUCACUAUUAAUUGGGAGACUCACCAACAGAAAUGCAUAAUGACUCGUUAUCUUCUGACCAACAAAAAGAGGCGGAAAGAAAGUAAACUCCUCCAGAGAGAAAUAAACGAACAGGACAUCCUGACACUUCGUACAAUGGCAGCUGUUACCUGUGAAAUUACCCCGCCCCAAGUGAGACAAAGGUGGAAUGAGCCAGGUAGUGGAUAAAAAAACAGCUACCUGUAAGUUGACUUUGCUUGGGAUGAGACUAAAGCGAUUGCAGAUGCUAGUCCAACAUAAUUAGAGGAUAUUUUUCUGCAACAAAAAAGGGGCAGAACAGGAUCAUCGCAUUUGCGAUAAACCAGAAAUCGUGUUCGGGAAGGUGAAAUUACCUGACUUAGAUAAUUCGAAGGUAUUUUCAAGACAUACAGGAUUAAGUUUUGUGUAGACAGCAAAAUCCUACUGUUACGUCGAAAGAACUUAAUCUUUAAAAUUUUAAUAACAUUUCUACUACUCUUGAAAAUUAUUUGUGAGUAUUUUAGUCACCAUAACAACAGCUCUUAGUUCUGUGUUUCUAUCAAACUUUUAGACGGUAAUGACUUGCGCGCAAAUUUGUGUACAAGCUAUACAAUAUUGCAUACAAUUCUCACCAUUCGUUCAUGUGAUAUCAACCGAAAAACGCCCCUAUUUUAAAACGCAGAUUACAUCGGAGUGAGAGAAAAUCAUUUCCCACAUUCCGAGUCAGUCAUAUCCGAUCAUUCAUCAUGUUGAGUCUAAAAAGUUUCCUCAUCGCAGUGGUCAUGGUACAAAUGACCCGCUCAGACAAAGUUUGGCGCCACAACCUGAAUUUCGACAAUCCCAACAACUGGAUCGGAGAGAAGGUCCCAAAGGCUGGCAAUUCCAUACGCUUUCCGGCGAAAUUAAACGCACUGGUCACUCUGCCCGAUGCCACGAGUAUGCAUUCUAUGAUACUCCCCCAAAGUGGCGUUAUUCUGCUACCGGAACGCGACUUCUCGCUGGUUUUCGCCGAUGAAUCCAAGCAAAGAGAAGAAUCGAGCUUCAAAGUUCCCCAACGCAGACCGUAUUACUCGGCUUCCAGUUGGAAGCAAAUGGACACUGGGAACAACGAACGAAACAGAGCUGUACCACACACCGAGAAGAUUCCGUGUCAGUACGAGACGGCUGUUUUCCCCGAAAGUCCGACACCGAUUGAUCUUCAGUAUCAUCAAGCAAUCGAAGUGAAAGAUGUUAAAUUCGCCAACACUCAAGGAUUGGACGAAUUUCGGCGCUUCCUUUCAACCGAACUUGGUCAGCUGGUCAUCUACAAUGGGGAAGAAACUCUAGUGAGAGAGGGCAAAUGUGCAAGUCCCGAGAAGUGUCCUUGCCAACCGGACUGGGUUAAGGAGGCGGUUUGUGCCAAUGAGGUAUGCGACGUUCCGCUUUGUUUGAGGCCCAUCGUACCAAUCGGUCACUGUUGUGCCCUGUGUGGAAGCAUGCUAACAAUGGAUUUAUUGAAUUUCGGUGGAAAAUUUGUGCUAGCGGAAUUCGCGAAAAAAUUAGAAAGGAAAAUUGCCGCUUCCGAAGUGGACGCAACGAGCAUCAACUGGCACGUUAGCGUUCAAAACGAUGCUCUGCAGUUGUUGGUCGUCGAUGCCGAGAGCUACGAUGAGAAGAGUAUCAGAUUGAUGCAAAGUUUGGAACCAUUUUUCAUGAAACAAUUUCUUAACGGUCAUAAAAUUCUACAUUCUGGACACCCGCAUGUCCCCUACCAAAGCGGUCAACUAUUUAUGGUCACGUUCCUGUCCUUACUUGUGAUUUCUAUCUUUUUCACCACCAUCUACGUGUACUAUUAUGAUGACACUAUGAUACCACGAGUAUCGGCAAUGAUCCGUAAUCGUCAAUUCUUCCUAUCACCGUUUGUUUUCGCCCGGUUUGAUCCCACUAACGACGAAUCUGCGGUGGACAUCAACUUUACCCCGUCAGGAGUGGAGAACAUAAACUCAGCCUUCAACAAUCCAAUGUUCGAGGAAGCUUCCAGGGAAGCAUCAGUACCCUCAGAAGGUGAACAAAAAGUCGAACAAGAAUCGUACGUCGACGUAGAGCUGAAGAGCCAUGAAUAAUUUAACCUAUAAAUAUAUACUUUCAACUUACCUUUCCUCGGACAUCACCUAUGACCUCAUAUUUAUCGCGUAGUUUUUCCAGCUCUUUCAGCAUGUAAGUACCAACGACGCGAGCGUUUUUCUGCAGCUCUUCCUGAUCAAUCACCUGCAAUCAAUUACGUAUUAAAAUUGCCCAAAACAACUUAGUAGUAGAAUACUAACGUCUAUAACAGCCAUUCCAACGGCACUCGCUAGCGGGUUACCCCCGAAGGUAUUAAAGUGCAGUGCCUGUGACAGAACAUCCGCUACCUUUCGCGAAGUUACAACCGCACCAAUCGGGAACCCAUUGCCGAUACCUUUGGCCAUCGUAACCAUA
Wyeomyia smithii (pitcher-plant mosquito) is the source of this 3868-nucleotide messenger RNA. It is a transcript of the gene Amnionless, whose product is annotated as protein amnionless. Gene Ontology annotation, biological process: receptor-mediated endocytosis; intracellular protein localization. Bases 2158 to 3513 code for a protein of 451 amino acids. Gene Ontology annotation, cellular component: endocytic vesicle; apical plasma membrane. The record is from RefSeq and is a predicted model, not a curated record. Lineage: Eukaryota; Metazoa; Arthropoda; Insecta; Diptera; Culicidae. The transcript has 4 exons.